AUGACUACAGCAGAGGACCGAGGUAUUGGCCAAGGCUUCUGGGGCAACUUUCUCUGCAGCCUGGUGCGCAGGCUCGAAGAAUGGUUACUCCCCAUCCGCAUGCGCCUCGGCAGGAAGAUCAUGUACGACGAGCAGCGGAAAAUCGUGCAAGUGUCGAGCCGGCAACUGAUCAAAGGGCCGUGCUCGCAGCAGGAACUGGAAGCCAUGCAGUAUGCCGCCUCGAGCACGUCGGUGCCUCUGCCCCGUAUCCAUCGGACAUAUCAGCUACGCCAAGGACUAUUCAUCGCCAUGGACUACAUAAGUGGCGAAUCUCUCGAGGACCUGUGGACUCGUCUGACCGACGAGGAGAAGCGCAAAGCCGUCGCCCAGGUGUGGGACAGCGUGAGGCAGCUUCAUGCAUGUUGCCCGCCCUCUGGGCUCGGUGGCAUGGCUGCCGCGUCAGUCGGCGGCGGACCAGUUCGCGACGGAGCACUCGGCGUGGAAGACGAUGGACCAGCCGGGCUUGGUCCGUUUGUCGAGUCUGCUGAUUUCGUAUCCGUCCUUGAUGAGCGGACCGACUUUGCGGAGUUUCCUCGCCAGCCGGACCAAGUCGCUUUUGUUCAUGCGGAUAUAUGCCCGCGGAAUAUUAUCCGAGCCGCAGAUGGGAAGUUGUAUCUUAUUGACUGGGAGUUUGCCGGAUGGUGGCCGCUAUAUUGGGAGCGCAUCAAGUGGCAUUUUGCGGAUUUUCCGCCCAUGCCGGAUUUUAUUCGUCUCAUGGACGAGUUUUCCGCUGAGGAGUCUGGGAAACUGUCACAUAGCAACGGGACGCUUGACCCGACGCGAAACGAGGGAUAG
Messenger RNA from Metarhizium brunneum ARSEF 3297, 834 nucleotides. RefSeq lists its product as uncharacterized. Gene Ontology annotation, biological process: protein phosphorylation. Gene Ontology annotation, molecular function: ATP binding; protein kinase activity. The record is from RefSeq and is a predicted model, not a curated record. Lineage: Eukaryota; Fungi; Ascomycota; Sordariomycetes; Hypocreales; Clavicipitaceae.